GCCGAGUCCCGGCCCGGCAGCGCCGCCCCGGGGGGGGCCCGGCCCCGGUUACCGCGUCCGCUGGGCCCCGGGGUCCCGGUGCUGCUCCCGGUGCCCCCCCGUGGCCGCGGGGCCGGGCCUGUCCCCGGGCCCCCGCCGGCACCAUGAGCGCCGAGACGUUCGUGAAGGACAUCAAGCCGGGGCUGAAGAACCUCAACCUCAUCUUCAUCGUGCUGGAGACAGGCCGGGUGACGAAGACGAAGGACGGGCACGAGGUGCGGACGUGUAAGGUGGCCGACAAGACGGGCAGCAUCAACAUCUCGGUGUGGGACGACGUGGGGAACCUCAUCCAGCCCGGGGACAUCAUCCGCCUCACCAAGGGCUACGCCUCGGUCUUCAAGGGCUGCCUGACGCUGUACACGGGGCGCGGCGGCGACCUGCAGAAGAUCGGCGAGUUCUGCAUGGUGUACUCCGAGGUGCCCAACUUCAGCGAGCCCAACCCCGAGUACGUGGCGCAGCAGUCGCAGAGCAAAGGCGCCCAGAACGAGAGCGCGAGCCCGGCCGCCGCGCAGAGCAGCCAGGGCCCCCCCGCCGCACCCCCAGCCCCCGACAGCCAGAACGGGAACGGGCUGAGCCCGGGGGGCCCCGCGCACCCCCCCAGCGCCCCCGCGCACCCCCCCAGCGGCCGCAUCACCCGCAGCCAGCCCGGGCACCCCGGCCCCGCCGCCGGCCCCGUCAGCAACGGCAAAGAGACGCGGAGGAGCGGCAAGAGAUAACGGGCCCGGACCCCCGCCGCCCCCCGCCCGCCGCCCCCGCGGGCCCUGUCGGGGGUCCCGGCCCCCCCCCCCCGGCUCCUGCCCCCCCCCCCGGGGCUCCCGGCCUCGAGCAGCCGCUGGGGCGAGGACGGGGCCGCCCCCGCUCACCCGGGGGACCCCUGCCCCGCGCCGGCCACGCGCGGGGUCCCGGGCACGAGGGGCUGAGCCGCUCGGCUCCUACCUGCGGCCCCCGGGGCGGGGAACACAGCCCCGCGCCCCCCCCCGCACCCGGCUGCCGCCCACCCUCGUCCCGCAGGUGGCCGGGGGCUCUGCUGGGGACGGUAAUAAAGGUCAAGCUCCCGCCCG
Messenger RNA from Cygnus olor (mute swan), 1100 nucleotides. It is a transcript of the gene NABP2, whose product is annotated as nucleic acid binding protein 2. Gene Ontology annotation, biological process: mitotic cell cycle checkpoint signaling; response to ionizing radiation; double-strand break repair via homologous recombination. The record is from RefSeq and is a predicted model, not a curated record. The coding region runs from base 144 to 755 and encodes 203 amino acids. Gene Ontology annotation, molecular function: DNA binding. The transcript has 7 exons. Gene Ontology annotation, cellular component: SOSS complex. Lineage: Eukaryota; Metazoa; Chordata; Aves; Anseriformes; Anatidae.